ACUUUGUGUUGGAGUCGACUGUCUUGAUUCGUGUGCGCAGCCUGCCACAACGACCGUCCAGGACCUUUUCAAAAGCUGGAAAAGAAGUGAAAAAGGCUUGUAAAAAUGGCGCAAUGUGUACAAACAACAACGAUUUUGGAACAAAAAGAAGAGAAAACAGUAACUUUGCUGGUACCUCAAGCGGGGAAGAGGAAGUUUGAAAUUGUGUAUUUUAAUCUCGUCAGCUUCGCUUACUGGCAUAUAGCUGGACUAUAUGGCCUUUAUUUGUGUUUCACUUCAGCGAAAUGGGCGACAAUUUUAUUCUCAUUCUUUCUAUUCGUCGUAGCAGAAGUAGGAGUCACGGCUGGCGCCCACAGACUUUGGUCGCAUAAAACUUACAAAGCAAAACUACCUUUACAAAUUCUGCUAAUGGUGAUGAAUUCCCUUGCGUUUCAAAACACAGCCAUUGAUUGGGUGAGAGACCAUCGACUCCAUCACAAGUAUAGCGACACUGAUGCCGAUCCCCAUAAUGCCUCCCGAGGAUUUUUCUAUUCGCACAUCGGUUGGCUGUUUGUGAGGAAACACCCUGAUGUCAAGAAACGAGGAAAGGAAAUUGAUAUAUCUGAUAUUUACAACAAUCCUGUACUGAGGUUCCAGAAGAAGUACGCAAUUCCUUUCAUCGGGGCAGUUUGCUUCGCCUUACCAACAUUGAUACCGGUUUACGGUUGGGGAGAAACCUGGACUAAUGCCUGGCACGUCGCCAUGCUGCGGUACAUUAUGAACCUUAACGUCACCUUCCUGGUCAACAGCGCUGCUCACAUAUAUGGAAAGAGACCUUAUGACAAGAAGAUUCUACCAUCUCAAAACAUAGCUGUGUCCAUAGCAACCUUUGGGGAAGGUUUCCAUAAUUAUCAUCAUGUAUUUCCAUGGGAUUAUCGCGCAGCUGAACUCGGAAAUAACUGUUUGAAUUUCACUACGAAAUUCAUUGAUUUCUUUGCGUGGAUCGGAUGGGCAUAUGAUCUAAAGACUGUUUCGAAAGAAAUGAUAAAACAAAGGUCUAAAAGAACUGGUGAUGGAACUAAUCUAUGGGGAUUAGAAGAUGUGGAUACGCCAGAGGAUUUAAAAAAUACAAAAGGCGAAUAGGCAAAGCCUUAAACUACAAACAGUGAUGUUUAUUGUGAUAUUUAGAAUUAGAAUUAAUUUAUUUGAAAUUAAAUGAAGGUUUUGGAUAACUGUUUUUAAUAAUAAAAA
Spodoptera litura is the source of this 1230-nucleotide messenger RNA. RefSeq names its product acyl-CoA delta-11 desaturase/conjugase (gene Desat1). The record is from RefSeq and is a predicted model, not a curated record. Lineage: Eukaryota; Metazoa; Arthropoda; Insecta; Lepidoptera; Noctuidae. Gene Ontology annotation, cellular component: endoplasmic reticulum membrane. Gene Ontology annotation, molecular function: stearoyl-CoA 9-desaturase activity; iron ion binding. Gene Ontology annotation, biological process: unsaturated fatty acid biosynthetic process.